This is a messenger RNA of Centropristis striata (black sea bass), 681 nucleotides long. Its product is annotated as V-type proton ATPase 21 kDa proteolipid subunit c''-like. Gene Ontology annotation, biological process: proton transmembrane transport. The transcript has a single exon. Gene Ontology annotation, cellular component: proton-transporting V-type ATPase, V0 domain. Lineage: Eukaryota; Metazoa; Chordata; Actinopteri; Perciformes; Serranidae. Gene Ontology annotation, molecular function: proton-transporting ATPase activity, rotational mechanism. Bases 11 to 646 code for a protein of 211 amino acids. The record is from RefSeq and is a predicted model, not a curated record.
CGGCGGAUAGAUGCUGCUAGAGUGGAAGAUGAACGGACACGCUAUCCUGUACACAGGGGUCACUUUGGCCUUCUGGAGCACCAUACUAGUCGUCGGUAUCUGCUACACUAUAUUUGAUCUCGGGUUCCGCUUUGAUGUGGCAUGGUUCCUAACGGAGACUUCUCCUUUCAUGUGGGCCAAUCUGGGCAUUGGCUUGGCUAUCUCUCUGUCUGUGGUGGGAGCAGCCUGGGGGAUCUACAUCACUGGCUCCGGCAUCAUUGGUGGUGGUGUCAAGGCUCCACGAAUCAAAACCAAGAAUUUGGUCAGUAUCAUCUUCUGUGAAGCUGUGGCCAUCUAUGGGAUCACCAUGGCCAUUGUAAUCAGCAACAUGGCGAAGAACUUCAAGGGAACCACCCCUGAGACCAUCGGGGCCAGGAACUACCAAGCUGGUUACUCCAUGUUCGUAGCCGGUCUGACUGUGGGCUUCUCUAACCUCUUCUGUGGCAUCUGUGUCGGCAUCGUGGGCAGCGGAGCAGCGUGGGCAGACGCCCAGAACGCCAGCCUCUUUGUGAAGAUUCUCAUUGUGGAAAUCUUUGGCAGUGCAAUCGGCCUGUUUGGUGUCAUUGUAGCCAUCCUGCAGACAUCGAAAGUAAAGAUGGGUGACUAGAAGAUGGAUUCCCAUGCUGAAAAGAUAAUAAGACA